Micromonas pusilla CCMP1545 is the source of this 555-nucleotide messenger RNA. RefSeq lists its product as uncharacterized. The record is from RefSeq and is a predicted model, not a curated record. Lineage: Eukaryota; Viridiplantae; Chlorophyta; Mamiellophyceae; Mamiellales; Mamiellaceae. Gene Ontology annotation, molecular function: rRNA (uridine-N3-)-methyltransferase activity. Gene Ontology annotation, biological process: rRNA base methylation. The transcript has 2 exons. The annotation marks the transcript as partial.
AGGUGGGAGGUCGCGGUCGCGUGCGGUGGGCUCAAGGGAGGACGCGCGGACUGGCUCGUGGAGAAGCUCGCGGAGCUCGGCGCGGCGUCGCUCGCGCCGACGCUCACGGCGCGCAGCGCCGUCACGAAGCGCGGGCGAGAGGGCCGGUGGGUCCGCGUCGCGGCGGCGGCGAGCAAGCAGUGCCUGCGGACGCACGCGCUCGUCGUCGAGAGCCCGUGCGCGUUCGACGCGCUGCUGCGACGCGUGCGCGACGCCCCCAUCGCGCUGCUCGCCGCCGCGGGCGCGCCGCCGCUUCGGGACGCGCUUCGGGACGCGGACGUCGACGACGGCGACGACGGAGAGACGGCGUCGGGGCCGGGGCGGGGCGCGACCGGGGGGCUGUUGAUCGUCGGGCCCGAGGGCGACUUCACCGAGGACGAGCUCGGGGCUCUGAUCGACGCGGGGGCGACGCCCGUGGGGUUGGGGCCGCUCAGGUUGAGGGUGGAGACCGCGGCGGUGGCGUUGAUGGCGUGCGUGGGGAUGAUGCACCCGCGGAAGCCUCCGCCGGGGUGUUGA